CUUGAAUCAAAUGUCUAAUGCAUACUCGGAGUUCACAGUUAGCUGUUAGUUAAAAGGUAUUGCUACAUAGCGUCAUUUCAUUUUAGGUUUGUAAACUUGUCAGUUAACUUUAUUCCCUGCAUUUGGGUAUGUUGAGUUAUUUAGGCAAGAGUUAAUUAUGCUGUUUAAUGACAUACUAAUAAUAAUUUACUGAUAUUGAAUUUCAGUUUCUGUAAAAAUGGGAAAUAAAAAAAGAAAAGCUCUCCUGAAGACACUAAAAAAUGAAGGCGAAUAAGGAAACUUGCCAAUGGAAGAAAUCAUAAAUACAAAGCAAAUUUGUCUGAAGUAAAGUUAGAACGGCAAAGAGAAAGAGAACGGUACCAUCGCUUACAAAAAAAAUUAAGUUGGUUGGUGUAAUAACAGAAAAAAAGAAGAAAGAGAGCAGAAAAGUCUGGUGAAAACGAAAGGCUAAGGAAGUAGAAAAAAGAAGAUGAAAAUAUGUUAAGAAAUACUCCGCCCAACAGUGACACUGAAGGCAGUUUAGCACUUACCGGAAGAGAUUCUCGUCAAAAACAAGUUGGAUGAAAAUGGUUUGAAAAGACAGAGCCAAAGCAUACAGAAAACACAAAACUCGAAAAGUCAAGAAACGGUUUCAGAGAGAGCGAUUGAAAAAAACAUCGCCUUCACCUAGAAAGUAGACUUUCGUUGCAAUUUGAAUAUUGGAUAUAAUGGUGAUUUGAUCUGCAAAGGAAUGUCUUUAAAUUAAGAAAUGGCAUCACAAGGGACUUUAAACUGCCUUUCAGGGACUUUUGGACAAAUUCCAAGAGAUAUAUUAGAAAGUGCGAAAUUUUUUUCGUAUGACAGUGAAAAUGAUGAUUUUACAUGUGUCCUGUGCAAUAAAAUAAUCCAGACAGUUAAAUGUGAUGAAAUGUAUGAUGAAAAGUCUACCACAAAAAACUUUCAUAAACAUUUAUUAAGUCAUAAUCACCAAAGGAAUUGUGUUUCUUUCUCAGAUCUGUGCUUGAAAUUGAAAAGUAUAUUUCAAGGAAAUAUUCCUCAGAUUGUAAAUAAUAAUUUAAAUGUUUUGAAUAUUAUUGGUGGAAAGUAUAAGUGUGCUAUUUGUGAUAAAAACCUAAAUGUCUCACAGAACAGCCAGUCAACAGAAGCAAACUUUUCAAAACAUUUAAUGUCAUAUGAACAUGAAGAAAACCUACAAGAGUUCAGAGAAACUAUUAGUAAUUUACAUGACAUUUAUGGAGGAAUCCCUGACUUUAUAAUGAGCCACAGUCAGUUUUUAAGUAAGAAUGGUAAUGACUAUACCUGCAAUAUUUGCAAUAAACACAUCCAGGUCCAUCCUUCUGAUAUUGAUAUAACUGAAAAUAAUUUUAGAAAACAUCUCCGCUCUUUGAACCAUGUGAAAAAUGCCAAAGUGAAAAAUGCUUUUUCUCUUCAUCCUGAACUAGAACAAGUUUUCAAUUAUCAUCUUCCGAACUACAUGUUAAGAAAUAUUGAAUAUAUCAGUGUCAAUGGGGCAAACUUCUUCUGCUGCCUAUGUUUUACAAAUAUAAAAUUCAACCGUCAUAAUCAUUAUGAAACAGAACAAAAUUUUAAACAACAUAUGUCAUCAUCAGAUCAUGAAGAAAAUUUAAGUCACAGAAGGAACACUGAUGAUAAAGUGUUCAAUAUUCUUCAUGAAUUAUUUGAAGAAUUUUCUGAUGUUGUCUUGGAAAACUUAAAAUAUUUAAGUGUAGAUGGAGAUAAUUUUUACUGCACUGUUUGUGAACAGACUAUUGAAAAGGGUGAAGAUAAUGAGGAAACAAGAGAUAAUUUGAUUUUCCAUUUUGAAGAGUCGGGUCAUGAAAAUGUAGUUGAUGACGAACUGCAAAGACAAUCAGAUCUGAUUAUGAAGCUUGAAGAUGUGUUUGGAAGUAUUCCAGAACGAAUCAAAGAUAAUGUAAAGUACAUUGAGUUCAUGGGAGGCAAUAACUUCAGAUGCAUCUUGUGUAACAAAACAAUGCAGUCAAAAAUCAAUGGAGACGAUUAUGAACACACAACUUCAGUAACAGAAGAGAACUUUGUAAAACAUCUCGACUCAGACAAGCAUAGGGAUGAAGUAGAAAAGGAGGAAAAUGAUGAAGAUCUUCAAAAUGAUUUGGGAGAAUUAUUCUCCAUUGUUCCUCAGUACAUCAUGAACAAUUUAGAACAUCUUGGUUAUGAAAACAAUAGUAAUAACUUCUACUGUGUAUUGUGUGACAAAACCAUUGCCAUUGUCAAUGGAAAUAAAAAAGAAGAAUGUACAGAGCAGAAUUUCAGAUCCCAUCUACUGUCAGUAGGCCACAUGGCUAAAUUGAAAUACAAAGCCAAUAAAGAAAUGGAAGUGAUUGAAAAUCUGGAGUUAAUAUUCAAUGAAGUACCAAACUACAUUUUAAGCAACAUCGAGCAUAUAACAGAUGAAGAUGGUCAUUUCUUUUGCUCACUGUGUGAUGCUCAAAUUAUGGUAGGUAAAGAUUCUACAUCAUCAGAGCAAACAUUCCGGAGUCAUAUUUUUGGCAAUCAACAUAGAUCUAAUGUGAAAAAAAAUGAAGUGGAAAAUGGUAUCGCGAUGCAAAGGUUUGAUGAAAGCUUUUGGCGUAUACCUGAAUUCAUUUUGAGGAACAUUGAUUUCAUUUCUCUAUAUGGAAGUGAUGAGCUACAUUGCAGUUUGUGUCAGAGAGUUUUGAACAUUGAUGAAGAUGACUUGAAAGCCACAAAAUGGAACCUCCGUUGCCAUAUUGAGUCUUUGGAGCAUCAGCACCACUUGAAGAGUAUGUAAGAUAAAUCAUAGUGAGAAAUUCUUACAGUUUUCCAAGUUUUAAAAAUAUAGGCUUCCCUGACUAAUUUGUUUUAUGAUUUUAAUCACAAUGUACUAACAAGGGAUAGUUUUACUUGCUGAAUAUCAUUCUAUUUAUUAAGUAGCAGUGCAAUAGUAGGAUGUCUCGUAGCAGAUGUGAUUUACUUUAAGGUUUAUGUUAUUUAAAUAGAGGACAUCAGGGGUAGAGUUCAGUAAACGACCUAGUUUUUAUAUCAAUAUUAGUUCUUAAUAAGAAUUAUCAAUAGUUUCAACCAAUAUUGUUAAAUUAAUUGUAAUUUAUUGUUGAACUUUUUUCAGUUGGCGAACCAGAAUGCCUCUGGUAUGAUUAAACCUUAGUUUUGAUCCGUAAACUCAUGGUUCUUCACCUGUUAUAACACGUUUCAGUAAUUCUGCGUUGAUGUCGACUUCAUUUAGUGACUCCUCAGCAACUUCCAUUCACCAUUUGUUCAAAAUUCAGCAAUUUUGGAACAAAUUUUUCUGCCACAGGUUUCAUACCCAAAAUAUUCAAAAAAAUGUAAUGGCAUGAGCCAAUUAAUCCAACAUCAUCAGCGACUUCUCUCAUCUUAAUAAAACAUUUCUUUCAGGUUUUCAUCUUGUUGUAGAUGUGCUGGGGCAUCCAGAGUGUUUGUCAUUUUCAAUGUCUUUACUGCCAUCUUUGAAACGUUUAAACCACUUGUAAACCCUUAUUUUACUCAUAGCAGACUUACAAUAGGCCUUUGUUAACAUUUCCCACACUUUAUUUCAUUUUUCAUAUAAAAUUUUAUACAAAGUCUUUGAUCUAUUUUAAAAAGAAAAAAUCACUUGAGUUCAUAAAUUACGUCUAACCUUAUCAGCAGCCAUUGAAAACGUAUACAAUGAAUACAGAUGAAAACUGUAUUAUACUUCAGGAGCAUUAGCAAAAACAUAUUGAACAAAUCUUUACAAUCGGACUCUUCCUACUAACGAAACUUAAAAAUGCCCGUUACUUUUUGAACACACAUAUAACAUGUCACCUGUCUGCAUUGAUGCCAACUGGCAUCAACAUAGCUAGGUAGUAUAUGUUGAGCACACACCAUCUAUCUGCCUUAGCUUAGCUGGGCUUUCUUGUUGGUAUGGAUCUCAGUACCGAAAUAGGUGUAAAAUGAAAUCAAGACGAGCCCUUGUUUGUGGAAUAUAUCAACCAAUAGUAUGAAUGGUCACAGAUUAGUUGAGUAUUUCACCCAGAUUGUAAUGAAGUGACUCCUGAACAUAUGUAAUUAUAAAUAUUACACAAGAAGUAAUACAACACUGGUUACAUAAUAAUAGAUUAGGAUUUGUCAAGUUAAAUAUAAUAUGAGAUUAAAUAGGUAUAAUCUGCAUUACAGCUACUGUAUUUCAAUUUAUUACUUUGAAAUAAAGGAAACUAAUUUUAUAAAAAACAGAAUACAGAUGUUAAAAUUUGUACAACAUCCAUUUUUUCCUAUACCGGUACAGACAGAAAUCAUAUGCAUAAAAACUAUUAGGUUUUAAGUUUUUCAAAAUCCAGUAGUAUAUUCAGACUUAAUAAGAAGAAUUGAAGCCAGUAAUGUCUGUCUCUGUUUCAUAUAAUUUUAAGAUGAAGCAUUUACUGGGGCUAAUUUGAGUCUAGGAAGUUAGUCAUUUAACACUUUGCUACUUAAAUAUAUUCCUCCCAUUACAUCUAUUCUGUUUUCACAAUUUAAUAAUUCUCAGUAUGUACUCCAACAUAAUUCAAUUCUGUGGUGGAUUCUACCUGAGCCAGUAAUCCUGCUUGGGUGGAUAUCAGAUAUCUGUAAAAGACUUUCUGCUUUACAUGAUUUGUCAUUCAUGUCCUCACUGUGCUAGAGGCACUCUCAAACUUGGUUGUAGUACUGGCCUGUUUGUGGGCGAUGAUAAUGAACAAUGUUACUGAUACCAGGUGUGGGCGAUGAUAAUGAACAAUGUUACUGAUACCAGGUGUGGGCGAUGAUAAUGAACAAUGUUACUGAUACCAGGUCAUCACUGACAGACGUUUACAACUGGUCUUCACAACCAGUUUCAUAUUCCAUCCCUUGGUCUCUGGCCUGUGAGUACACAAAAUCGGUAAGUUCUUGCUGCCAUUAGUGACUACGUGCCAACUAUCUCCAGUACAUUCUAAAACUGAACAGAUCUUUCUUCUCAGUGAUGAAGGAAGUUAUGAGAGAAGCACCAUCACUAGCUAGCAACUGGAAGAAGACAUUGUUCUUCCCCCAUGCCUAGUCAUCAGGCUCAUUGAAUGGAAUCUGCAGUUAUGGAGGUGUUAGGCAGCUAAGAACCAUAUUCUUCCUCAACAUCGAUAGCCUUCAUUCUGGUCUUGUCAUCGUGGAGCCUAAACCAGUUUCAAGGGACUACGGUGCAGAAGAUGAUUCUCCACAUCUCUUUUCUCUAGCAGAUAAUCAUAUACAACGUCAUCUUGUCUGUCCGAUUUGGCUUGUAGCUCCCUACUGUUACCUUUUAGCUAGCAAACCACUUACCUUCGGUUUGGUGAAGGUGCUAUUCCCUCAUAUUUAGUACCAGAGCCAUUGGUAUCAUCUUGUACAAGUCAUUAUCAGUUAUGUUGGUCCUCUAGCAUUUUAUUGUCAAUUUUCAGACUUUCACCUGAUUAUAAUGAUUUGUCCUUCAAUAAUCAGAUGACUCUUGCAGGAGUUUAUCUCUUAACACGAGCUUCAGCGAACACCAAAAAGUAUUACCUUCUACUGUUGGAAGUCAGUACAAAAGGCCAAGAGUCAUGGUUUAGCAUUAACAUUUAUGUUAUGUUCCUUAAAUGAAUUAAUCAACCUAUUGAUAUUAUAUACUUGACUUUAACUGCAAAUGCACUGAUCUUUUGUUAAACUUUUAAGCAAUACCAAAUAAAUGUUGGAUAACUUGAACUGGGCAUAUUUGAAUUGUACACAAAUAUAAUUUUUUUAUUAUCUAUAGUCUUGGAGUAGGAAAAAAUAUAUAUAAUCUAAUUUAUGUAUUAUUUUAUGCUUAAUACUAUUAUGUAUUCAUUAGGGACAUAUCCCUAAAUACAACAAGCAAAUUUCUAAAUACAUAGAGCAUUGUUGCAUGUGCUUGAUAAUCUUGCAAUUAUGUUUCUUUGUUCUAUAUUUCCUGUAUGAAUAUAACUGUAUGUUUGUUGGAAAAUAAAAUAAUCUUACAAUUA
Homalodisca vitripennis (glassy-winged sharpshooter) is the source of this 5969-nucleotide messenger RNA. RefSeq lists its product as uncharacterized. Gene Ontology annotation, molecular function: nucleic acid binding; zinc ion binding. The record is from RefSeq and is a predicted model, not a curated record. Lineage: Eukaryota; Metazoa; Arthropoda; Insecta; Hemiptera; Cicadellidae. The transcript has 3 exons. Bases 749 to 2791 code for a protein of 680 amino acids.